Molecule: messenger RNA, 10908 nt
Organism: Cyclospora cayetanensis
Lineage: Eukaryota; Apicomplexa; Conoidasida; Eucoccidiorida; Eimeriidae
Exons: 23
Coding region: 1-10908 (3635 amino acids)
Cellular component (GO): Set1C/COMPASS complex
Molecular function (GO): protein binding; histone H3K4 methyltransferase activity
Source: RefSeq, a predicted model, not a curated record
AUGCAAUGUUCAACCCCCCCUCCCCAGCAUGCGGCUCCCUUGGGGGCAGCCAGCUCUGAAAGGACGAAUGCAGCAGCAGGAGUAGGCCUCCCGAAGAGGCGCAGUCGAUGGGAUCAGGGGCCCCCCACGAGCCAACUGCUGCCCCCCCGACAAGAAGACACCCAGAGGCAUCCCAGUUCGCAGAAGCAGCCUCCGAGCACUCCUCCAAGCGGCAUACCAGCAGCAGGAGAAAGUGCCUUGGACCUGCCUCCGCACGCUGGUAGUCGCAGCUGCGGUUACUUCACUCCCGAUGGCAAGAAGACUCCUGAGCAAGCGCAUGCGGAGAGCCGGUGUGCCUGGACGCUAGAGUCUGGCAACGAAAAAAACAGCAGCUCUCACACUGGCUGGCAACGCACGAGUCAAGACGCGAGGGUUCCAAACGCUCGAGAGGCUCCCCACAACACAGCCUCCAGCACCGCCAGCAAAACUCAUAGGACCCUAAACAAGAGACGUUUUGACCAGGGCCCCGAGUCUGCAGGGGCGGCACUAUCCUCAGCAGAGGCUUCCGAGGAGACAGCGCGUGUGUGGGGAGCAGCGGCCGCAGCAGAAAUAAGGGCACUGGCAGAGAAGGCGGAUCUGUCUCUGCCUGCUGCAGAUCCCGAUAAUCCCUGGGGAGAUAUGCGCGAAACGGAAUUGCACAAGCUGGAGAUGUGGGGUCGUGCUGCCGUUGCUGCGCGAGUUCGGCAAGGCUAUGGAGGCGCUGCUGCGGCAGAUGCGGCUCUUGGGGAGUAUAAAAAAGUGCUGCUGCAGCAGCGGCAGGCUUUAGCUGCCGCAGGCACACCUGUCUCCGAAGGAGAAGUUGUAGGACUCUUCGUCGCAGAGCGUCAGCAUCAGCAAGCGGAGAAGGAGGAGGAGAAGGCGUCUCACCGGGACCGUUAUCCGGAGUCGGAUCGCGCUAGAGCUGCCGUCGAGAGUUUGCAGGAGGAGCGACAUCGCCACAAGAGCCGUGCGAAGAAGGAGAGUGGCUCUGGUAAAUCGUCUUCGCAUCUCUCUGCAACAACAGCAGCAGCAAAGGGGGAUGCACAAAAGGAUGCCGAAGACGCUUAUUCUCUGGAGGCGGUCGACGUCGGCGCCAGUGCCGUGGCUACGGCUUCAGAGACUGUUAAUUCCACUCGUCCUCCCCAAGGGGGGGGGGAGGACGCUGGGGAGGCAGAGACUAGAAUGCAUCGCGAACGGCUUGCAGUGGAGAAACACGAGGAAGCAGCUGUGCAAGCUCCAGGCAAAGGAACCUCCAAACGCCGGCUAGAAGCUGCGGACAGGACUGCUGCAACUGCGUGCGCCAGCCCCUUGCAAACGGCUGAAACUUUUGUGGCAGAUGCAACAGCAGGAGCAAUGGAGGGAUCUGCAGACAAGCGUGGCUUCGAAAUGGCGGCUGCCGACGAUGCGUUUUUGACAGCCUCGAGUCUUAGGGGAGAUGCAGCGCCUGUGGAGACUGCGAAGGAAGUGCAUGCGCACAAAGGGGAUUCUGAGAUGCAUGGAUCCGUGGAAUCUGGGGGAGGGCUAGACACCACCCAACCCUCGCAACACCAACCGCAGGAGCAGAGAAUUACCAACCGAUUGAGCCACGCAGGACGGCGGCUGCACGCAGCAGCGGCAGUAUUGCCUGCACGACGACCAGCAGCUCCUCAGGCGAGCAAAAGUACUGAUGCUCCUGUCUCCGCUGCGUCUGCUUCACCCGUGGACGCCGUCAUGGCAGCGGCUCCAACAAGAGGAGCGAAAGCACCAGAGACAGGAGACGCUGCACUCUGUAUGUCGAAGGUGGUCGAGGUGUCUGGCUCCUCAGAAGGCGAAGGCAUCGAGGCGUUGCUAGCAGCUACGGGCAUACGCCUUACAAGGACGAUGCUGAAGCAGCUGCAAGAGCCUGCAGCCACGCAAGCGCCCCAGCGGCAGCGGCAGCAAGCGGCUCCUCGGAUGGCGAAGCCUGCACCAGCACCAAGGGAGAAGGAAGCUCCUGAGGAUCCGUUUGCUGCUUAUGGUCAGAAGAUCGAGGUUCGAGAGGAUCGUCAGGUCUUCUGCCUCAUUGGGUGUCGAGUGCGAGUAGUGCGAACGUGGAGAGAUCGGCAGAGUCCUGAGACUUUUGAAUGGGCAGAAGGCAUCUUGAAGUAUUACUUGCCGAAGUAUAGGACGAUCUUUGUGCACUUUCUUCUGACGGAGAAUAGGGAGGAGCUGUGCUCGCCAGCCGAUGCGCCUCCGCUUCAUCUCCGGGGUGACAGCCUUCCCCUCUCGCCGGAGGAGACACACAGGGGCUGGUUCUCGUUAGCGCACGAUGUUGUUCGUCUGGUGUCUACGGAGCCGGUGUGGUGGCGUUUCGACAUUCCAAAGCCCUUGCUUUCGCCUGGCGAGAAGCACCAGCAGAGACUGCAGGAGCAGCAGCAGAAACUGCAACAAGGCGAGACGGGGGAGCUCCCGAUGAGAGCCUCUGCCGCCUCAGGUGCCGAGCAGCCACCUCAGCAAGAGCAUGCAAAGGGCUCAGAUACGCGACAACGGAAGGCCGAAGCCUCGGAGGAUGCGCUGCAUAGCGCAUGUAAUAGCAUUCAUGCUGCUGUUUUUGCUGCUGCUUGUGCCUCCGUUGCUGCCGUGUGUUAUCCUGCAGGGGGAUGGCCAUUGGCUCCGAGCACCGUGGUGUAUGACAGAUCUAGGAAGGCAUACGUGAGCACGUUUGUAUUGCCAUCUCGCCGUCUUUGUUUGCCGCCAGGUCUAUCCGUCUCUGCGCGCGCCAGUCUUCUUGCAGGCUUCAAGAGGCAGCAGGAAUCUCGGGUGCUGAGGCGAUCUUUUUCCUUAUCCCGCUUCUGCUCUUUGCCGCUUGCCUUCGCCCGUGCCCAAUCUGCUCUUCUUUCAAGGCAAGGCUCGCUGCUGUGGAGGGUGUCUAGACACCCUGGCGAUGAAUUGGAAAGUGAAGGCACCCCAGCGCCACCCGUCACUCUCACCGUCAAGAUGCGGCAACAGCAGCAAACGCAGCAAAAGCAGCAACAGGACGGUGUGCCAUCUGAAGAUCUCCCAGCAGGGGUGCAUGACGUCCAACAGCAAGAGAAAGAGCGACAGCAAGAGAAAGAGCACCUGCAAGAAGAAGUACAGCAACAGCAGCAAGAGAAAGAGCAGCUGCAAGAAGAAGUACAGCAACAGCAGCAAGAGAAAGAGCACCUGCAAGAGGAAGUACAGCGAAAGCAGCAAGAGAAAGAGCACCUGCAAGAAGAAGUACAGCGAAAGCAGCAAGAGAAAGAGCACCUGCAAGAGGAAGUACAGCAACAGCAGCAAGAGAAAGAGCACCUGCAAGAAGAAGUACAGCAGCAGCAGCAAGAGAAAGAGCACCUGCAAGAAGAAGUACAGCAACAGCAGCAAGAGAAAGAGCAAGAAACGGGGGAGGGCCUUCUGGAAGGCGAGAAGGCUUCGCAGCACACCCUUAAGGUUCAGCUCUGCCCGAAUCCUCGCAACAUUAUGGGCUUGGAGGAAGGUGGACGCAAUGACAGGGGAAUGCGCACCCCUUGGGUGUGCAGAGACUGUGCGCAGUGUCUGUACUGCUGCGAGCCUAUCGAUAUGCCCCUAACUGCGGAGAGAAGUCCUGCAGCAGUUGCAGCUGCCAAACGCGAUGUAGCAGGCUCUGACACUCGGCGGCUGGCCGAAAAUGUGCCGCCGUGUGUGCGUGCGUGUGGAUGCCUCUGUCGCCGCAGCGUUGACGAGGGGCAGUUCUGUUUUAUGUGUCUCAAGACGUGGGCAGCCGACGGGGCGGGUGGGGAGGACUUGAGUGCAGGAGCCGCUGGUGGGACAAGUGUGAGUGCCGUUGAGACAUGGGUUCAAUGCGACGGUUGCAAGGCUUGGAUUCACACGCGUUGCGAUCCCCGGCUUGCAAAGGGCACUCACGAUCCUCAGCAGCUGAAGACAAUGAAAUACAGUAUACAGAAUACCAAAACGCUGCACAUGCCCAACACGAGACAGUACAAGGCAGCUGCUGCGUUGCAGCGCAAAGCGAACGAGCUCCUCGUGAGCGUCCUUGAGCUUCCCCAUAAGGAGCCGUUGGCGCUGGUAGACGCGCAGGCAACCCCGAGCAGCAGCAUUAGCAGCAGCAGCAGCAGUAGCAGCAGCAGCAGCAGCAGUAGCAGCAGUAGUAGUAGCUGUAUCAACAGCACCGGGGGCAGUGCAUCUGGGGAGAGCUGUUCGCGGCAGCAAUCGGCGGCACAGACGCCCUCGGAAGUCUCCGCGCUGCCCGUCCUUGACGAGCAGCAGGGGGAUUGCUCUCCAGCAGUUGCGGAUGCGGAGCUUAUACCCCUGACAGCCGACUGGAAAGCUCCCCAAAGCAAAGUCACGUCUGGCCUUCGCCGAGGGAGUGCCAAGGGCUUUACGAGGAAUCGCGAUGUCUCAGCAGGGGCCUCUCCUGGAUCCUCUAGUGGGCAGCAGGCAGACGCAGCAGCAGAGGCUUCCGCAGUGGCACUGACCACGCACCAGCUGCUUCUUCUGAAAUCUCCCGCUGCUGUUCGAGGCUUGCAGCAGCUGUUGCGACGCCUCCAGCCGCACUUCCCGUGCGGCUUUCCCCUCGCCCCCCUUUCCGCCUUGCCGCACCGCUGCCCCUCCCCCAUGCUGCAGUGGCGUUUCAGCCAUGAAAGUCGUCUCGAAUCGAAGGGAACGCUGCUCUUGCCGCAUCUAAGUCCUCCGAUCUGCAGUCGAGAGCCGCCGCCUCCGCCACCUAAGGGGCUUCCGCUGUACGUGCUGCAGCUGCCUGUACACUUGGCGGGGGACGCAGCUGCGCAGUGCCUAAAGGUUCCGCAGCAACAGCAGCAGCAACAGCAGCAAGAGCAGCACCAGCACCAGCAGCAUGCCAUGGGCAUAGUAGAAGCUCGUCGCAGCUGCACUGGGCAGCGGAAGAAGCGGAAGAAAGACGCAGAGGCACAGCAGCAGCAGCAGCAGCUCGCGAUUCGGCCCUUCCAUGCAGCAUCGACAGCAGCAGGACUCAUUAUCGACACUCCUGCAACCGCGACUCCUGCUUCUGCCAUAGGCGCACUGCGGAUGUACAGAGGUCGCAUGCCCGCUUCGGUUGCCGUGUUUCCUUUUGCAGAGGACACGUCUGCCUAUCUUCAAGCUUUCCACGUUCUCUAUGCAGCCUGGGCAUGCGCGGGAGGGGGAGGAAGGGGACCUUCUGCCGAUUCAGGCAGGGGCGUUCGCGGAGACGGCGCAGCAGCAGAGGCAUGUGCUGCUGCCGCUGCAGGAGCAGCUCAGCUGUGGAGCGACUGCUGCAGCCUCUGCGGCUCCUUCGCCUAUCAGCAACUGCUGCUGCACUGCCGCUGCUGCGGGGAGUCCUUUCACUCCUUUUGCUUAGGCUCUCCAGCUCCCAGAGCGUUAGACAGAAAGAUGGAGGCGCUAGAGGCUCUCUCCAAUGGCAGCAGCAGUCUUGCCAGCAACUGCAACUGCAACAGCAACUGCAACAGCAACUGCAACAGCGACUGCUGCAACAGAAGCAGCACAGACUUCGCGGUUGCUACUGGGGAGUGUCCAGCGUGUCUCUCGUGUGUAUGCUGUGGAAGGCCGUCUCCCUGCCUCUCUCUCUGGGAUUCUCGCAACAUCCUGGAUAAAGCAGCAGCUGCUGCCGCGAGAAUGCUUCCGCAAGAACUCCAGCAUCAAACUGAGCACCGCAAGCAGUGCACUCCUGGCGCUCGCAGUUCGUCUAGCACCCUUCCUGCUGCUGCUGCGACUGCUGCUGCUCCUCCCACAGCCGCAGCUGCAGAUCGCAUGCUGGAUGUCUGCUUCUGCAGCGACUGCGGAGCUGCCGCUCACAGCCGCUGUCUCGCUAAAGUAGAGGAAGUCCUCAUUACGCAUGAACCUCCGCAGUCGCCUCUGCAGCAGCACAGCCUGCAACCCCUGCGCGUCUCGGAAGCGGAGCAGCAGCAUCCCACGGCUGCUGCUGCUCCAUCGACGGCGUGGAGGACUGCCACAGAGCAGAAGGCGCUCAAGGAUCUCAAGGGAAUAAUACAGCCUCGGACGCGACGGCAAAGCCCGUUGUCUGCUGCCAUGCCCGCUACUGCUGCUGCGCUCACCCCACAAGCGAGAGGCUUAGCAGCAGCAGGUGCUGUGUCGGAUCCUUUGAACUACCAAACUCUCUCCGCUGCCGCCACACUGCGGGGUAUCUCGCCGAGGAGUGCCUCUCUGACGACAGCAGCAGCUUCAUCCAGUGCUGCUGCAACUGCAGCCAUAGAUCUGGAGGUUCCAGCACAACUCGCUGCCGUGGAGUCUCCUCCCUCGGCAACAGCACCCAAGCCGUUGAGCUUCGCUGCCGAACGAGGCGCUGCAGGAAGAUCUUUUUCGGCUACUGCUGCUGCUGGAGAAGGAGGUGGUCUUGCGGAAGCUGCGAAUGCAGCUGCAACAGCCCACAGUCUCCCUGAAGCGUCGUCUCCUGAAACUCCUUUGGACGUCUCGCCUUUGGGCAAGUUCUUCGCAGACGCUGCAUCUGCAGACUUUGCAAUCGCAUGCGCAGUCUUAUUCGCACCAGCCGUCCGUGGUAGCGGGGUUGCCUUCUACUGGUGGGGUUGGUGGGGUGUUUGCUGGCGAACCUCAAGCGCUGAAGCAGCACUUGCUGCAACACCAGUCGGCGCUCAUACGCAGAAACGAGGAGCUCAUUCAAGCCUUGCAGGAGCAACGUACAUACUCCUUUGUUCAGCAGCACUUGCUGAAGCAGCCGUUGCUGCCGCAGCACCUGAUGCAGCACACCCUUGCCGGAUCGUCUUCCUUGCUGCCCCAACAGAUCCUGAAACAACUGACACACCCUCUGGUAGACGCUGCAGCAGCAGGAGGAGUCAGCAGAGCAGUGCCGCCUUUACAGCAGCCAUCGCCACAGCAGGGCAUCGUAGCCUCUCCAGUGAGUGUGCUGCCAGACUGCGCCUUUUAGGGCUCUCAGAAGAAGCCGACAACGCUGCGUGGCAUCGACGCCAGCGAGCAGCGCUGCAUGCUGAUCCCGAUACGCCGAGUUUGACCUCCUCGGACUGCUCUCCAGUGUCUAGGGAAGUCGCUGCAACGUCUGAAGCAGCCGGAGGGGAAGGGCGAAACAGUGAGACGGCCACGAAAAACUUCAGCUGCCUCGAAGGAGACAGCAGCAUCCGCAGCGUUGUGACGGUAUGCGCUUUGUGUGGCUCUCUCGACAAACGUGUCCCCGCAUUCAGCGGAUCGGCGGAAAAUUCACUCGAAAGCACAGGUUUAUCAUCGGGAAGCAGCAACGACUUGAGUGCACGCAAAAGGAGACGCAAAGCCCCCCUAUUCGUGAUGGACGGCCUUGAGGGCUUAUGUGAUGCAUGCGCAGAGUUAGCGGAUCAUCCGGCUGCAGCGCGAGCUGUUGCUGAUGCUGAUUCGAAGACUGGGGAUGCUGCUGCUACUACUGCUGCUACUACUAAUGCUGCUAAUGCUACCAAUGCUACUACUAAACAUAGCGGCGUUCCUGCACUGCUUGCGCGUGCCCACGCUGCUGUAUCAGUUCACGCGCAGCUGCAGUCCCUGCUGCUACAGACACUGCUCCCCCUUGUGGAUCAAGGGGGGAGGAAGGGCAGCCACCCCACAGAGUCUCUGAGAAGUGCUGGCAGUGCGAUGACGCGCGUCCCCCUAGCAAGAUGCACACUGCAGCCGGCCGAGCUUAGAUCCGCCAUCGGAGAUCUCGUAGAUCAUCUGCUGCAUGCAGUCCAGUCAGACACUUCCGACGUCGAUCAGCUGCAUCACGGGCUGCCGCUCGAGGGGAAAAGACAGCAGAACGCCUACAAGCGUCUCUGUCUCCGCCUUUUCUCACUCCUGGAAGGCUCAGCGACGUUGCCAUCUGCCCUGAACGCCUUCGUCUUGGCGUCACUACGCCGCUCGGCCCGUGCAGUCAAAUUGGAGAAGGAGCCGCGAGAGGAACCAAGACGGAAGAAGGGGGCCUGUGGUGAUGGCGAUGUAAUGCUCGGUGUUGUUGCGUUGCAGGUGCUCUACGCGCUGUUGAGUGCCUCGGCUUCUGCGGUAUUCGGCUGCAACGUUCGAACCUCCCUUGGAAACUGCUCUCCCUGGUCUGCAGCGUCUCGGGAGCUUCGACUCGUGCGUCGCCGCCUCUUUUACCGACUGCAUCGUGCUAUGUGUCGUCUGGAGAGCCUUAGCAAAGCGGGCGAUGGGGUCAGCAGCUGCUGCACGGGUAGCGCUGCUUCGGCUCAGGAGGCGGUCGCCAUCCCUUCGCUGCUGGUUCGUUUGCUGGCACUAAGCCUGCGGAAAAAAAGCGGCGAUCCGCGCAGCUGUUUCUUGGGCGCUUGCACUUCUGCGGCGGCAGCAGCAGCAGCGGGAGAUUCUCGUUUUUGCGUCUUUUGUGGAGUUAGUGGUGACAGAUUAAUUGCAGGCCACCUGCUGCCGCUGCUGGAUUCGUGGGCACACGCAGGCUGCUGUGCAUGGGGGGCCUCUUCGCAUGCACCAGCAGCUGCGGUGCUCUCUCCGGAAAUGCUGCAGCUCGCUGAUCCUUUUGCUGGACUCCAACGCAUGCGGCGGCAGCGGCAGCGGCAGCCGCAGCAAGGCAUGAAGAUGCAGGGCGAGAUGGAGCUGUUCAGAUCCCCUGUUUCGGAUACACCAACAACGCAUGCAUCCGCAUCCCCCACAACUCCCUCAGACACUGCAGGCGAUGCUGCUGCUGCAGCACAUCGCCGACUCCAUGGAGGCAGCAAAGAAGUCGUCCGGCCUUUUGCGGCUUUACCCGAGCAGCUUCCGCCGAUCGAGAUCUCCGCCGAUGUGCUGCUGGCAAAUGCCGCAGCUGCACGUCGCAGCCGCUGCGCGGCUUGCGGCCGUGCAGCGGCUCAAACGGCUGCAAUACCACUGGAGGAAGCUGCAGCGGAAGAUCCUCUUUUUGUCGCACUUGAGGGAGUCGGGGGGGGGGCUGCAGCGGUUUUGCUGCGGCUGCUGCUUCAGAGUCUGCGUAUCCAGCCUCCUAGCUUUGCAUCGGAGGCAAACGCAGCCGCAGUUACUGCCGCAGCACUUGACGUCGACUCGCAUCCUCUCGGACUGGCCUUAAGGCAGCUGCCUGCGGCGACAGCAGAUGAGGCAGCUGCUACUGGCGAGACUGCUUCAGCGGCUUCAGAAGCAGUUGCCCUUCUCCAGCAGCUGAUGGAAGAUGCGCAUGCAGCACUUCAGAAUCAGUGCUCCUUCUUGUCUCCAGAGCUUCCUCCUUCUGCAGGCGGCCGCUGUGCUGCUGCUGAAGUCUUGCCAUGUUUUUCCCCCGAGGCUGCAUCCAGCAUUCGCACGCUGCAGGGGGAGGUGCCAGAGACGCAGACAGCUAAUACGGCUGUGGCGGCAGCACACACGCUGCAACAGCAACAACAGCAACAACAGCAACAGGAAAAGCAGGAAAAGCUGCAGCAGCUAGAGCUGCAGCAUGCCCCCACCUCUUCGGUGCUCGUGAGAUAUGGAGGCCUUACCCUGAUAUCUCUUGGGCUACCGUUGUUGUUCGACGGAAGUCGCGAUUCUUUGUUUCCCAUCGGCUACUGUGCUGCCCGGCGAUUCUGGAGUGUGGACGUUCCCGCCAGCGCGCACGAUCCUCUGUGCAGCAAGAGCAAGAGCAAGAGCAGCAUUAGUAGCAGCAGCAUUGGCAGCAACAGUAGUCGGAGGCUUCGAAGGGCCACAUAUCUUUGCAGCAUCACGGCACACAAGGAGCGUCCCUACUUCAUUCUUGACUGCCUUUCCCAGCCUGCUUCUGGCCCUACCGAAGUGUUGUUGGCAGCGACAUCACAAGCAGCAUCAGCGCAGAUCUCAGCCCCUUUGUGCUCUGCAUGCCGCUUUGGAUGGCGCGUUGCAGAAGGUUUCGAUGUGCACCUAGUUGUUGGCACGCUGUUGAAGGAGUUGCAGCGGCAGCUGCACCCUCAGGAAAACAGCAAUCUCGCUUCCUCUACGGGGGAGACUGUCGCCGGUGCAUCCGCAUGCACAGAGGACAGCGGGAGCAGCAGCCCGACCAUGAACCCGCUGCCUCCUGUUGACAGCAUCUCAAGAAACGAAUUCGAACUGGAAGGCGCUAGUGCUACUCCAAUAACAGCACCGCUAAAGACUGAGCAACCCUCUCACCAGCAACCCUCUCACCAGCAGCUUCCACAAAACUCCCGGCAGAGUCAGAAGCCCAUUACUUUGUCAGAGGUGGACGCUGAGGCCUUCUUUGGCCUCAAAUGCCCUUAUGUCGUACAGCGCUUGCGAGAACUGCUGCCUCAAAUCUUGGCAUCGCGUGCUCUGCAGCAGCUGCGGCAACGGGCUAUAAGCCGCCUUCCACCGCAGAGCUGCAGCAGCACCGCUUGGUCUGCGGGCAGCGCAGCCGCGGCGAAAGCGGGAGGCGCUUUCUGCGUGCCUCGCGAUCUGCAGUCCUCUGCAGUCCCCGAAGCUGCAGAGGGAGAGGAAUUCUUUACUCGCGUGCAUGCCAGAGACAAGCCGGUGGUAGAGUACGUGGGUGCAGUGAUCCGCAACGUGGUGAGCGACAAGCGGGAAGUAUUGUAUGAAAUGCAAAGAGGUGGCGAUGGCUCCUGCUACAUGUUUCGACUAGAUGACGCCUUCGUCGUGGACGCAACUCGCAGAGGAAAUGUUUCGCGUUUCAUCAAUCAUUCUUGCGCGGUAAGCGUGUGGAGCAGCUUCCAGCACGGAGACUGUGGAAGUAGCUUGCGCGCGGGAGGGGUGGAGGGGGUGACGGCUUUAAAUAGGACAGGAAAAACUUGUCUCCGUGUGUGUGCGCACUUUGAUUGUCUAUCUAGAUGUGUAUGUGAAUAUGGUGGGUUGCGUUAUAAUAAGAGCCAUGCCCAACUGCACGUGCCGCAUAGUCGUCUGCGAAGCGGGUCUGAAACACAUCCUCAUCAUUGCCAAGGAGGAUGUUCCCGCUGGGGCGGAGGUGACUUACGAUUACCAGUUUGGCAUUGA